Messenger RNA from Closterium sp. NIES-67, 259 nucleotides. The record is from the annotation of a GenBank genome assembly. Lineage: Eukaryota; Viridiplantae; Streptophyta; Zygnematophyceae; Desmidiales; Closteriaceae.
CACGCAGAUGGUGCUGGCUGUGGCCAACAAGACAUACGAUGCGGCAGUGGGGGACAUCACAGUGCUUGACUCCAGGAGCAAAGUCGUCUACUUCACCCACCCCAUUCAACAAUCAGGGCUGGGCGUGAUCGGCUACUCGCGCCCCUACACCAACCCCUGGCUGGCCUUUGACCCCUUCACACCUGCCAUGGCAAGCUGCACACGCGGAUGCUGACAGCCGUGUGGUAUGGCUGGGUCACAUUCUACAACAUUCCUGGUG